This is a messenger RNA of Hibiscus syriacus, 1354 nucleotides long. Its product is annotated as probable inactive heme oxygenase 2, chloroplastic. The coding region runs from base 12 to 983 and encodes 323 amino acids. The transcript is spliced from 5 exons. Gene Ontology annotation, molecular function: heme oxygenase (decyclizing) activity. Gene Ontology annotation, biological process: phytochromobilin biosynthetic process; heme oxidation. The record is from RefSeq and is a predicted model, not a curated record. Lineage: Eukaryota; Viridiplantae; Streptophyta; Magnoliopsida; Malvales; Malvaceae.
UCUUCCCAACAAUGCCAUUCUCCCGUUUCUUCCAACAUCUUCCAAUGGAUUCGGCUUUGAAUUCCCCAGUUUUUCAUCAAACACCUUUCACUCAUUCUCAAGUUUCAUUCCCUUUCUUAAGUUUCAAAACAAUCCCUUCCCAAUACCUUACCCUCAACAAACCACCCACAAUCUUACGCUGCUCUACUUCUUCAACGAAUAAUAGUAAUAACAGCAACAUGGCAGGGCUUUCUGUUAAGAAGAAGAGGAAGCGGUAUAGGAAACAAUACCCUGGAGAGAGUCAGGGCAUUUCUGAAGAGAUGAGAUUCGUUGCUAUGAGACUCCGUAAUAUUAAAGGUAAAAAGGUCGCUUCCAGUAGUGGUUCUGACACUGAAAAUACCCAAAGCGAAAAAGAAGAUGAUGGUGAUUCUGAAACGGAGAAAAGAAAUGACAGUGGUGGUGAUGGAGAGGCGGAGACUUGGUGCCCCAGUAUGGAAGGGUUUCUUAAGUACUUGGUUGAUAGCAAACUCGUCUUCAACACUAUCGAGCACAUCGUUGAUGAAUCUAAUGACGUUUCUUAUGCCUAUUUCAGGAAAACUGGAUUGGAAAGAUCAGCAUGCCUUUCUAAAGAUCUAGAAUGGUUUAGCCAACGAGAUUUUGUGGUUCCUGAACCUAGCAAUCCUGGAGUUUCGUAUGUCACGUAUUUGGAGGAAUUAGCUGAGAAAAGUGCUCCACUUUUCUUGGCCCAUUUUUUCAAUAUUUAUUUUUCACACAUAGCCGGUGGUCAAGUGAUAGCUAGAAAGGUUUCUAAACAGCUACUUGAAGGGAUGGAACUGGAGUUCUAUAAAUGGGAGGGUGAUGAGCAAGAAUCAUUGAAAGGUGUCCGGAAGAAGCUCAACAUGCUUGGCGAGCAUUGGUCUCGAGACGAUCAAAAUAAAUGCUUGAAAGAAGCAGCAAAGUCGUUCAAGUUUUUGGGGGAGAUAGUUCGUUUGAUAAUCUUAUAAAUGAGAUUGGUUUCAAUCAAUGCUCUGUUUAUUUGCAAUCCAUUGACGUAGUUGUCUUAUUGUCGGUACAGCCUACAAAUGGAAUAUCGAUAUCAGUGUCAUGCAUUCAAGAACAUUGAUGUGCUUUAGUGGUGACAUUGUUACCCGGGGACACAGACACUCGGCAAAGGAAACAACCUUUGUUGAAAGCCAUGAAAAUGGUGGCGACUGCUGUCUCUACUGAAGAUGUGUGAAAAUAAACGGCAAGUUUGACAGUGGUAAUGUUUCUUGUUCUUGCUUGUUUUGGUUUUAAUGUAACAUGCAUGAAACAGUGAAUUUAUCCUAGUGGGUGCAAUAAUAUGCAGGAUUUCGUUAAAAAAGGAGGUCCACUU